AUGUCAGCCUUCACACGUAUCCCCGCACAGUGGGACGAUGACCAAUCCAGUCAGAGUGAUCCGCCAUCUACACGUUCCUCCAACGAUCCCCCAGAGCAUGCAUCGCACUUUCGGUCCCGAUCAACGGCCGUCGUUCCCAGUCCCAAACGCUUGUCGGUCUUCGGUGGUCGUUCGCGGAGUAACACCACCACCUCAACCGCCUCACGCCGCUCCCCGAGUUCAUCCAUGAUGUCCUCUGUAGAAAAUGCCGACGCGCAUGACGAGCGGGCCCCAUCCGCCCUGGGCAUGCGCCCGGAGAGGUCAGAGCGUUCAUCCAGGUCGCUGCUCUCACGUGGAAGUCGCAUUUUGCGACGUCAAGGGAGCAAAAUCACCAUCGCCGCCACGCUGGACGAGGAGGACGAACCCCGGACCGAGAGACCAAGUCGGCAUCGAGGUCGUCAAGCUGAUCAUCAUGAACGAUUGAAAAGCAUCAUUUCCGAUCCAUUUGAUUUUCACCAUCUCACCCACACCAGCCCUUCACAAUUCGAAUUAUUAGACCAGGCACGUGAGAACGACCUCGUCACCGAGUUCUCAGUCAUUCGCGCCUCUCAGCGUCCCGAGGCUGGCCUCAAGGGUAUUCGCGCCCAAGAUCUGAGCUUCCGGAACUUUUCCACAGACGACCUCGCCGCGUUGGGAACGGCCACCACUGCGAAUGAGCCGGUUCCGCAAAGUCCUCCUGCUUCGCCCACCGCAUCAGUAUCGAUGAGUCCGAAUCGAGGAGCUCAAUUGCAGAGAGAGUCUCGCACGUUUGAGAAUUUUUCUCGGCCGGUACCGAGAUAUCCUCGUCAAUGUCCCACGACACCACCCCCACCAAUGGUUCCCGAGGUACCGGCCGAGGAAAACAUCGAGCCUGCACCUCGCGCCAUCGACGAGAUUCUGGGCUUGGGUAUGGCGCCGACCUAUCCUGAGUACAUCGGUACCGAGCAUUCACCGUGUCAUAUUCAAUUUGGACCGGUUUUUCACGACACCUUGGACAACACCCGGAAACCCUUCUCGAGCAACCAGCAGGAGCUGGAAGAGGUCCCGGAGGAAGAUGAAGGUACACGGAUGUGGGAGAGUCCCGAGUCAAGCACGCACACGGCCCACUCUCGAUCUACUUCCCAUGUCAGCCCAGGCACCGUCGAGCCUCAUCGUAUGGGCCGUCUUGCUGCUCCCGCAGCGCCCCUCUCGAUAUACGUUGCGGAAGACUUGUCCCGGAAAUUCUCCGAGGCCCUGAGCUCGCCCACCUUGCCUCAAACGGUGCCCAUGCACUCUCCCAAUGAAGAGAUUGCGGCCGCAGGUGCAGACAGCCACUCCCCAGUUGUGCCUUUGGGUCCCGAUUUCUCGUAUGCGGACGACCUUUCGUACGAUUCUUGGGAUGCCGACAUUGACUACUGCUACGAUCACGCUGCCGAGUCGACCUCUGAUUUUGACUGGACACGGACCUCGAUCGAAGAAAGUCGGCCCCAAAUCAACGUUGCCGGUGCCAGUGCCUCCUGGGGGUUUCCCGCACCACGAAAGCUCAGCCGACACCUCGAGCCUAGUCCAUUGAGUACAUCGACCCUGGCAACUCCUGAUCUGGACCGCGCCUCUACGCGCUCAAGUCAACCACCUCCCUCUGCCUCGACACCCUCAACCGACUAUGACCGGGGCUACAUCCACGAGCCCACAGGCUACUUCCACCCCGUCGCCCCUUCUAUCCUCUCCAAACAACUCAACCACGAUGCAAUGUAUGAAGACUACCUCUCUGGCGCGGACCCCGAUGCCGAUUCUUCUUCCGACCGCCAUUUUCCCUUUCCCCUGGCUGGGCUUCACAACGCUUCACCGCGAUCGAGCUUCUCCCCUAUCAGCAAAUGCAACUCUCAAGAGAGUCUGAUGCUAUCCCGCGCUGCCAGUGUCGUUCGCAAGCACCGAUCAUCAGUCUCUACCACGUCCGUCCCAGAACUUGUUCACUCAUUAAGCAACUCUCGGGAACUGAUGCCAACCGAUCGAGUCGGUGCUGCAGAGACGUUGGCUCGUCCUGCCUCGGGAAACCUGCAUCGUUCGACCAAGAGUCUCGCCGAGACUCACCUGCUCACGCAUGCCGAUAGCAACGCAAGCCUUGCAAGUGCAGAGUCUGCACUCGCUGCGCAGCAUGAUCGCUCCAAGAGUGUUCCUGAUGCUGUCACCGAAGCUGAGACCGUCAGUCUCAGCGGGAGCAGUGGAAAUGGGAUCAGUGCAUCCACCACCCCAGCACUUCCGAACCUGCCCAACAGAAAUUCCAAUCGCAAAAAGUCCCGCACCACUUCAUACUCACUCUUUCCUACCGCUGCGAGCUGA
Penicillium diatomitis is the source of this 2337-nucleotide messenger RNA. RefSeq lists its product as uncharacterized. NCBI's taxonomy places the organism in Eukaryota, Fungi, Ascomycota, Eurotiomycetes, Eurotiales, Aspergillaceae. The record is from RefSeq and is a predicted model, not a curated record. Bases 1 to 2337 code for a protein of 778 amino acids. The transcript is spliced from 2 exons.